CUCCAUCCAAGCUCUCGCCGUCUCCAUUUCGCGGUGCCCCCUCUCUCACUAUUUCGUCUUCAUGCUGACGGUGCUUUGACUUUACUGUCUCCUCUCCCCCGGUAUUCGAACUAGCGCCUCAAGCUUCGUUUGCGCGAAGCCACUUCAGUUUCUGCCUGUUGCUCUGGACCUGGACGGUCCUGCUUCUCCGCAAUCAUGACGGCCGGACUUAAGACGAUCAUCGCCCUCUCCUUUGUCCUCGCCAUUGGCUUCCUGCUCGUCAUCCUGUCGUCGGCGCUAUGGCACAACUUCCUGCCGUUGGUGGUUGUUGCGACUUACGUGGUUGCUCCGCUGCCCAACUGGAUCUGCUCGCGAUGCGCAAACCCCGAUGAUUUCAUGGACAGCUCGGGCAACGCUGCCGCCGACUUUGGUCGUUUCAUGACAGGCUUCCUGGUGUUGAUGGGUAUUGCCCUCCCAGCCGUCCUUGCGCACAGCGGCGCUAUCGAGAUUCCCGCCAUGGUCAUGUCCAUCAUCGGCGGUCUUUUAAUCUACGGAACCAUCAUCAGUUUCUCCAUGUUCUUCAAGGAGCAGGAAGACUUCUAAAGUUGCCAUGCGCAGAUAUCCGCAAGACCGGCUUCGCAUUGGAUACCCGCCCGCAGAUUGCUCGACCGACCUUUGGAAGCCAGCCGCCUUCAUGUUCUUGACCAAUGCACCUUUAUGAGACAUCGCUUUGAUUUGACGUAUGCUAGGAGUACUGAUGUGCCUUUUGAUCCCGGGCUUAGCCGUUGAUUACCACCUUUCCCUGUUCGACGAUACGAUUGAUGUACUAUAGCCAGUAUGAGGUUAUAUAGAAACGCUGCCGGCGCAGUUUGAAACGC
Aspergillus ibericus CBS 121593 is the source of this 857-nucleotide messenger RNA. RefSeq names its product Vps55 family protein. The transcript has 3 exons. Bases 196 to 582 code for a protein of 128 amino acids. Gene Ontology annotation, cellular component: Vps55/Vps68 complex; endosome. Gene Ontology annotation, biological process: late endosome to vacuole transport via multivesicular body sorting pathway. The record is from RefSeq and is a predicted model, not a curated record. NCBI's taxonomy places the organism in Eukaryota, Fungi, Ascomycota, Eurotiomycetes, Eurotiales, Aspergillaceae.